This is a messenger RNA of Hibiscus syriacus, 579 nucleotides long. RefSeq names its product metalloendoproteinase 1-MMP-like. Gene Ontology annotation, biological process: proteolysis; extracellular matrix organization; collagen catabolic process. The transcript has 2 exons. The coding region runs from base 1 to 579 and encodes 192 amino acids. Gene Ontology annotation, molecular function: zinc ion binding; metalloendopeptidase activity. Lineage: Eukaryota; Viridiplantae; Streptophyta; Magnoliopsida; Malvales; Malvaceae. The record is from RefSeq and is a predicted model, not a curated record. Gene Ontology annotation, cellular component: extracellular matrix.
AUGGCAACUAAAUCUUUCCAUCAACUUCUCGGACCAUUCCUUACGGUUCUCGUGUUGCAAUCUUUUGUGGUCAAGUGUAGACCUGUGAAAUCCGAAUCUCCCGGUCAGGGAAGUCAUGGCGGUCAACCAACUUCCGACGACUCCUCUUCCAUCCCUGCAUAUUUAGAUCCUCAAGCAGUGGCUACCGCCAUCGAUACGGCGUUCCGAAAAUGGCAAGCCGCCGUCCCUAAGUUCGCAUUCGGAAAGAUAUAUCCAGGCGAGUAUGCUAAUAUCAAAAUUGGGUUCACUCCACUAGACGGGUAUUAUGGUUAUGGUUAUUAUCCACCUGAUGGGAGGCUUUACCUGGAUAACAGCCACACGAACUGGAGCACAAAAUCUUACCCUGCGGGGUACGAAGAAGACCUGAUGUCCGGUGCCAUGAAUGCAAUAGGGCAUACCCUCGGCCUUGAGGAUAGUACCAAUCCGAGUGCGGUCAUGUACCCUACACUGUAUUCUGGAAGUAUUAGCGAAGAGGACAUGAAUCGCAUACAGAAUUUAUACUAUUAUACGCCACACCUUGAGUUAGGAGAACCUAUGUAG